GCGAUGAGGGCUCUCGUCUCCCCCGCCGCCGCCGCCGCAUUGCUCCCGCGAACCCCGAACCACACCGCGAACCCUAGCCGCCGCGGGGGUGCGCUCUCGCGGCACCAUUCUGGCCGUGCGGCCGCCGCGGCCGCCACCGGCGACCACUGGGGCGCUGACCACCACCGCCAGUACCACGGCGGCGGAGGCGGAAGCGGACGGAAGAGGGCCGCGGGCUCCGAUGGUCGCGCGGGCCACAGCGUGCAGUGCGACGUGGACGUGGUGUCGUGGCGGGAGCGGCGGGUGUUCGCGUCCGUGGCGGUGGCCGCGGAUGUCGACACCGUGUGGCGCGUCAUCACCGACUACGAGCGGCUCGCCGACUUCAUCCCCAACCUCGUUCACAGUGGGAGGAUACCGUGCCCGCACCAGGGCAGGAUAUGGCUCGAGCAGAGGGGCCUGCAGCAAGCGCUUUACUGGCAUAUCGAGGCACGCGUCGUGUUGGAUCUCCAGGAGGUCCCUGAUGCCGUUACUGGCCGAGAGCUCCACUUCUCCUUGGUUGAUGGUGACUUUAAGAAGUUUGAAGGGAAAUGGUCCAUCAGAUCUGGUCCAAGGUCAUCUAGUGCAAUUCUGUUAUAUGAAGUUAACGUGAUUCCAAGAUUUAAUUUCCCAGCGAUCUUUCUUGAGAGGAUCAUAAGGUCGGAUCUUCCUGUGAAUCUUCGAGCCUUGGCCUGUAGAGCUGAAAACAUAUAUUUAGGAAACCAAAGGCAUGGGACUGCGAAAUUUAGUGGUGCAGGCUCCAGGUUUCAUAACUUUCGUAAUGCCACCACCGAGAAUGAUGCUAUUUCUCUUAAUAAGUUCAAAGAAGCAUCUCCUUCUGGUUUAGGUGGCGUGCUUUCUUCACCUCCGUCUGAGUUGAAUAGCAAAUGGGGAGUAUAUGGAAAUGUCUGUAGACUUGAUAGGCCGUGUGUGGUAGAUGAGAUCCAUCUUCGAAGAUUUGAUGGUCUCUUGGAACAUGAAGGGGCUCACAGGUUUGUGUUUGCUAGUAUCACUGUGAAAGCACCAGUUCGAGAAGUAUGGAAUAUUCUCACUGCAUAUGAAAAGUUGCCUGAGUUUGUGCCAAAUCUGGCUAUCAGUAGGAUUAUUCUUCGGGAUAAUAACAAGGUUCGCAUACUGCAGGAAGGUUGCAAGGGUCUACUUUAUAUGGUUCUUCAUGCCCGUGUUGUUAUGGAUCUUCAUGAGAAACUUGAACGUGAAAUCAGCUUUGAGCAAGUUGAAGGUGAUUUCUACUCAUUUAAAGGAAAAUGGCGUCUGGAACAACUUGGUGAUCAGCACACCUUGUUGAAGUAUAUGGUCGAGACUAAGAUGCAUAAAGAUACCUUUCUCUCAGAGUCUAUCCUUGAAGAGGUCAUAUAUGAAGAUCUUCCGUCAAACUUAUGUGCAAUCCGUGAUUAUAUUGAAAAGGCUGAAGCUGAGAGUGGUAACUCCACUACUAGCUCUUGUGUAGCAACAAAUUCAGAUACUAUUUCUGUUGAUUAUGCAGAAGGUAGGCAAUCAGAACAAGCAUCCUCGUCUUGUUCUUCAAGUCCUGCAAAGCAGAGACCAAAAGUCCCAGGUCUUCAAAAGGACAUUGAGGUCCUCAAAUCUGAACUUGAGAGAUUUAUUGCAAAAUAUGGUCAGGAUGGCUUCAUGCCUAAGAGAAAGCACCUCCGUUUGCAUGGAAGGGUGGAUAUUGAGAAGGCGAUAACACGUAUGGGUGGAUUCAGGAAGAUCGCCGGCAUAAUGAAUCUUUCACUUUCUUAUAAAAAUCGGAAACCAAGAGGUUAUUGGGAUAAUCUGGAGAACUUGCAAGAAGAGAUCAGGCGAUUCCAGAAGAACUGGGGGAUGGACCCUUCUUAUAUGCCAAGUAGAAAGUCCUUUGAGAGAGCUGGACGUUACGACAUUGCUCGGGCGUUGGAAAAAUGGGGUGGAGUACAGGAGGUUUCUCGCCUUCUUUCUCUUGAACUCAGACGACCUAGAAGACAAGCCAACUCUGCUGAUGAGAGUAAGGCUGGAUCCUCAUGUGCUAUGACAAAUAAAAACGCAAGCAAGCCAGAGAAACCAAGUGUUUCUCCAGACAAACAGAAAUGGCUUCUGAAGCUGAAGGAUCUGGAUGCCAAUUGGAUCGAGUACUAAUUAGGAUGACUUCACUAAUACAACCUGUCAAAUAUAUCAUCUGACCCACUAAAGACGGAUCUGGUAAUCAUGUACAGAUGAAGGUGAUGCGGGAAAGUUUCUUGCCUACCACACUGUAAGUUUUCCAAGCAAAACUUCCCGUUCAGUAGAGUAUUACCCACCUUUUCUUCAUCCCGUCCUUUUUCUUCAAAA
Messenger RNA from Oryza brachyantha (malo sina), 2343 nucleotides. RefSeq lists its product as uncharacterized. The record is from RefSeq and is a predicted model, not a curated record. Lineage: Eukaryota; Viridiplantae; Streptophyta; Magnoliopsida; Poales; Poaceae. Gene Ontology annotation, biological process: regulation of photosynthesis, light reaction. The transcript is spliced from 10 exons. The coding region runs from base 4 to 2151 and encodes 715 amino acids.